This is a messenger RNA of Salvelinus sp. IW2-2015, 1454 nucleotides long. It is a transcript of the gene srr, whose product is annotated as serine racemase. Gene Ontology annotation, biological process: L-serine catabolic process; L-threonine catabolic process. Lineage: Eukaryota; Metazoa; Chordata; Actinopteri; Salmoniformes; Salmonidae. Gene Ontology annotation, molecular function: threonine deaminase activity; L-serine ammonia-lyase activity; pyridoxal phosphate binding. The record is from RefSeq and is a predicted model, not a curated record.
UGUAACACUGUGUAAACAUAACGGAGCUGUUGAAAUUCUGCUACGUAAAUUGGAUAAAAAUCUCGAAAAUCCAAACAGUUGCAUAUAUUUUUCGAAAGUAUCAAGCAUGGUGGACGUGCCACUAUCAAUGAAAGCCAUCACUUUGGAUCUGCUAAGAGAUGCCAGAGAGACAGUGAGGACCAGUCCUUUGGGAGUCAUCAAUACUCCUAUGAUCCCAUGGUGCCAAACAACACUACCGCUCAACAUCCCCUGUAACAUCCACAUCAAACUGGAGAACAUGCAGAGGACUGGUUCGUUUAAGAUAAGAGGAGUGGCCAACCAGUUUGCCAGGAGACCAAAAGGAGCCCAUUUUGUCACCAUGUCUGCAGGGAACUAUGGGAAGUCUUUUGCGUAUGCCUCUAAACACUACGGCUCCAAGGGGAAAGUGGUGAUGCCAGAGACAGCCCCUGUAUCCAGAUCUACACUCAUACAAAAUUUUGGAUGUGAGGUGGAACGGGUGCCCACGGCCUUGCUGAUGAACGUGGUGAAUCGUUGUGUCCAGGAGGAAAACAUGACGUUCCUCCACUCAUAUGACGACCUGGACCUGAUUGCAGGACAUGCCAGUCUAGGUUUUGAGGUACUGGAGGUGAUGCCCCAGCCUGAUGUGGUGGUGGUGUGCUGUGGAGGAGGAGGUCUACUGGCUGGGGUGGCUGCUGCCAUCAAACUGGCCGGCUGCGAGAAGACAAGGAUCUAUGGAGUAGAGCCAGAAGGAGCCUGCACCAUGUACAAAAGUUUCAUCGAGAAGAAGCCUAUAGGCAUGGACACCAAGAGCAUCGCGUCAGGACUGGCUCCACCUUUUGCAGGCACCCUACCCUACGAGCUGUGCCAGCGCUACGUUGAGGAGAUCGUACUGGUGAGCGAUGAGGAGAUCAAGGCUGCCGUGUCGACCCUGUACAGGGCGGGGCUCCUGGUGGAACCGUCAGGGUCCGCGGCAUUCGCUGCCAUCGCUAACGACAGAAUCCCUGACAUUGCUGGGAGGAACGUGGUGGUCAUCCUCAGUGGAGGAAACAUUGGCAAAGACGAGCUCACUAACUUCCCUGAUUGAAUAUCUAGUUACUUACUUAGGUAUUUUUCUACUCAUGAAGCGUAGGCCACUGACAACAGUUUUCCAGCGUAUUUAGUCCGCCGUGAUUUGUUCAAGUUCUCCUCAUGCGUUUCCCCAUUGAAUGUUCCCAAAGUUAUUAUUACAGUGACUACUACAGAGAAUAAAGAUUGAUUAUUCCAACCAGUCUGAGUUAGGAGAAAUUAUGCAUUAUUAUUUUACUACGUUGACUGUUACAGAGAAGAAAGAAUGACCAUCGCUCUAACCAGCCAAAGUUAGGUGCAAAUCAUGCAUUAUUUUUCUCACUAAUACUUUUUAUACUGUGCUAUUAUCUUUUUGCAAAUAAACUAUGCAAUGUAUUCAAUAUCAGGAA